AUGAUGAUUCAUGGCAUGGUCCUUUCCUUGUUUCAUCCAAUUCUGCCAUCCUCAUUCGACGACAAAUCUCUCAUGGAAGCACCCUAUUGGCUGCUGCUUUUCUCCCUCUUCCUUUCCUUCUUCCCCUUUAACACCGCGGCGCUCGACAUUGCUAUCCUGAGCGCCACCGUCCGCGACAGAGCCUUCGGCGUGUUGGCCCGCCGCCGAACCGGCGUCGCCUACUCGGUGCCUUUGCCUUCCGACCUCUCCGGCGCCUCCGCCUCCGUCGAACGCAUUCGGAGCGGCAUCUUAUGGACCGCCGGCGCUCGCCUCGGGUCCGUCAGCGUCCCGCCGCGGACGACGACGGCGCCGUUUGUGAGAAGACUCGCAUUCGUCUACCAGGACCUCGGUAACCGGUCGUCGUCCUUCUUCGACGGCGUCCGUGGGUACGCCCUCGCGUCGCCGGUCGUCGGGUUGAAAGCCUACGACGCGUCGUUGCAUCCCGGAGAGGAGGUUGGGCUGAGGACUCUCGGCGAGCCGAUCAUGGUCGCCUUCCCGAGAGUAUCGUUGCCGGCGGGGGUAAAUUCCACGGCGGCGAUUAAAUGCAUGAGGCUCGGCGCGGCGGACGAGCUGGCCGAUGCGGUGUCGGGGAACGCAUGCGUGGCGAGGCAGACGGGGCACUUCGCGUUGGUGGUGGCGGCUGGGCCACGGCAGAAUGGGGGGCGGAGGUGGUGGAUGGUGUGGGCAGUGUGGUUCGGCGGUGGGGUCGUUGUGGUUGUUGUGGCGGUGGUGGUGGGAAUCAUGAUGGUUAGGUGGAGGAGAAGGAAGAGAAGGGAGAGCAUGGAGAGGGUGGCGGAGGACGAGGCAGCUCUGGGGACGGUGUGGGCAGGGAGGAGCAAGAUGCCAUCUGCUAGCAUGUGCAGGACGGGGCCAGUGAUUGAGGAUGCAACUGCACCAUGA
Molecule: messenger RNA, 939 nt
Organism: Zingiber officinale
Lineage: Eukaryota; Viridiplantae; Streptophyta; Magnoliopsida; Zingiberales; Zingiberaceae
Exons: 1
Coding region: 1-939 (312 amino acids)
Cellular component (GO): membrane
Source: RefSeq, a predicted model, not a curated record